Messenger RNA from Penicillium roqueforti, 2289 nucleotides. Its product is annotated as ubiquitin C-terminal hydrolase family protein. The record is from RefSeq and is a predicted model, not a curated record. NCBI's taxonomy places the organism in Eukaryota, Fungi, Ascomycota, Eurotiomycetes, Eurotiales, Aspergillaceae. The transcript is spliced from 5 exons. Gene Ontology annotation, cellular component: nucleus; cytosol. Gene Ontology annotation, molecular function: cysteine-type deubiquitinase activity; cysteine-type endopeptidase activity. Bases 1 to 2289 code for a protein of 762 amino acids. Gene Ontology annotation, biological process: protein deubiquitination.
AUGAGUGGAAUUCAUCGGUUCCUGACGCGUCGCGAUCGGCACAAUAAGUUGAACAAGCAAAGCAAAGAAGAGGCAUCCCAUAUCCUUUCACGUCCUCUGUUCCAUGGAAUCUUCAAGUCGGAGACUUCACUGGCAGAUAAUCACGAUCAUCAGAAGAAGGUCAAAGCCCUUGCUCAACGAAUUAAACAACUGGGAAUCACUGCCUUACAGGAAGAUCACAUUAGUUAUGCAUUGCAAGCUACACAAGGCGAUACAGAGAAAGCAUUCGGCCUGCUACUUCUACUAGAGGACUCAAUUGAGGGCAUCAUCAGGAAUUACACACCCAACACCAAGCUCCUAGGUGCAGAGAAUCGCCAAGGUGUCACAUGCUACCUAGAUGCAUUGUUGUUCGCCAUGUUUGCCCGUCUCGAUUGUUUUGAAGCCAUUCUAUACAAAUCGUUUAAUGAUGAGCCUCGUCGAAAGCUUGUGAUCCUUCUAAGGCUAUGGGUGAAUCUGUUACGAUCGGGGAAGCUUAUCACCACAGAUAUGACAAAACACCUACAGGAUGCCCUAGCAGAAUGUGGCUGGGAAGAUGCGGCCAAACUUCAGCAACAGGAUGCUUCGGAAGCAUUCACUUUCAUCACCGGAAAGUUAGAGCUGCCGCUUCUCACAUUGAAGAUGGAUAUUUUUCAUACUGGAAAGGAGGAUGCAAGUGAUGACCAUAAGUUCAUCAAUGAGAGACUUCUCGAGGUUGCCAUCCCGCCUGAGCCAACCGAUGGACAUUCACUCACGCUAGAAGACUGUCUGGAAGCUUAUUUCAAUAACAUCAUUGAAGUCAAACGACACAUGGAACGACGCAACACCGCGAGAGAUUCAAUGGAUUCACUCUCCAUAUCCAAGGGAUCCACUUCACAUGUUGAAAUAGUGGAGGUUGAGAGCACACCCACUAUGUCUCCUGUUCAAUCAACUACGUCGCGGGUCGAAAAGCCAACCCCCUGGUCAUCGUUUGAUGAGUUCACUGAAUCCCUCGCGGCAUCUCGGGUACCGGGUCGAAAUGGUAGUAUUGUUCGAGAGCGGUUCUUUCCGGAUAGUGAUCCUACAAAGACAGAUCCGAAUCCGGAGAAAGUUACCAAUGCAGAUCAAGAUACUACUGGAGAUACGCAACAGCGAAGGGGUUCAUACAAGAAAGAGGUAAUGAUGCCUGCGUGGCAAUUCUUCAGUUUGAUACCAUGGUAUACCGAUAAUACGCCAACAAACGAUGCGCAAGUUGCAGCACACUUUUCCACAAAACGGCCCAUUCUUGGGAUGUGCCUAAAACGCUAUUCCUUCUUGCCAAAUGGGAGGGCAGUCAGACUCAAUACACACAUUGAUAUCCCAACUGAGAUCGGCCUGCCUCACUUCAUCCAAGACGACAACAUGGAUGCGAAUGCUCCCAUUUAUGGGAGCUUUAAACUAUCUUUGCAGGCUCUGGUUUGCCACAGGGGGAACUCGGUUGACUCGGGACAUUACAUUUCCAUUGUUCGAGGCACCAGUUGCCCCAAUUCUGCCACAGGCCCGGAAUCCUCGGAGACAUCAAAACACUGGAUGCGGUUCGAUGAUCUCGCCGCAGAACGAGUGACGCUGGUUGACAUUGAUCAAGCAUUGAAGACCGAGUCUCCCUAUCUUCUGUUCUACCAAAUUCUUCCGAUCGGCGCAGACCCAGCUGCGCCCAACAUUCCGAACCCACCAUCGUCUCGGGCGUCAGACGGCAGUACACUAGGCGACCAAACAGAUUUCAGCAUGGAAGACUUUUCUUCUGACCGACCAAGUGUUGAGGUCACAGGGCCAGGCGAGAAUAAUGCGCCAACAUUAGCCAGUAUCGCAAGGCGACCUAGCAUGGCAUUCUCAGAAAUCAGUAACCCAGCUGGUCUUCAGCCGCGCUCUAUUCCGUCCUCAUCGCCUAGGCUGGCACCGACGGAAGAAGGAAGCCCAAAGGAGAGCACAAAGGGUGGAUCUCGAUCGACCAGGGGUAGCCCCGGAAGCCGUGCUGGCAGCCAAACGAGUGAAAACAGAAUCAGUGCCACUUUUUCACGCUUUGCUGAACGGCUUAGUCGGGAUAAGAUUAGCAACGACGGAUUUACUGAAGAAAAUGGAGAGGAUGAGUCCGCAUUGGAGAUUGAUGACACUGUGGACGAUACGAAAUUCGGACAUGAGCACAAGGAGAAGCGUGGGAGAGGCCGAACGAAGGAUCGCGAGAGGAAUAAAGGGAAGACCAAGGAGAAAUCCAAGGAGAAGAACAGGAAAAUAGAUCGGGAAUGUGUAGUGAUGUGA